GCAAAGGGCGGGGCGUCCGUUGCCAGAGAAGCCACAGGAGGUUACUAGCGCGGCUUUCGUCCCGCUUGCACCAGGGAGGGCACCCUUCCAAAGCAAGCAGUUCUAGGGAUUCGCCUGCUUGCCACCUCACCUUGCAGCUCACCUUUUGGCUUCCUUUCUAGCUUUUACCUGCGGCACUGCCCCCUGCGUCCCUCUCUCUCCUAGCCGACCCAGGGCCGGAGAGCACAGCUUGGCUGGCAAAGGUUUCUCCCAUGUAGAAGAGGCAACUAAGGCCCGCUGUGCUUGAGAGUUGUCCAUGUCAGGUGGUUCUAAGGACCAAGAACGGCUUUCACCUUAUGAAGAAAAGUUGUGGAAGCCACCUAUAAAUCCGUUUACCAAGUUUAUGGAGAAACCUGCAAUUGAUAGAAGUCAUUCAGAAGAAUUAUGUUCUCAUUUUACAAGUACACCAGAGGACGAACAUUUACCACAAGCUGCCAGUGAAAGUCAUCUCAGCUGUCUAAAGCAGGACAUCCUAAAUGAAAAGACUGACCUGGAAGCAACAUUUAAGGAAGCUGAGUUGGCAACCUGUUCUGUAGAAUUACUUUUGCCAUUAUUUAAGAAUACCAUUGAAGAUAUUAGUUUUGAAAAUGCUGAUCUUUUUGCCUCCAAUUUGAAGAAGAUCUCUGAACAGAAGGAAAUAUUAACAAAAGAAUUAGACACUUUUAAACGUGUAAAAAAAACUUUGGAACGUCUUCUUAGAAAGACAGAAUACCAACAAGUAGGGGACAGUUUAUCUAGCAUGUUAGAGAAACUAACUGAUAAUGAAAGUGAAAAUACUGCUCUUAAGAAGAAGGUACUUGAAAAGGAGACCUAUAUUCAAGAACUUUCUUGUUUGUUUCAGAAUGAAAAGGCAAAUGCUUUGAAAGCUAACCGUUUUUCACAAUCAGUAAAAGUGGUACAUGAACGACUGCAGCUCCAAAUUAAUAAAAAGGAAGCAGAGAAUGAUAAAUUAAAAGAACACAUAAAGAGCUUGGAAACCAAGAUAACUGAAUGGAACUUACAAAUGAAAAAGAAUAAGUAUGAAGCUGUAGCAAUGAAAGAAUCAAGUAAGCAAAAAACUAUAGCUCUGAAAAAGGCAUCUAAAAUUUACAGACAAAGGCUUAAAUACUUCACUGGAGACAUGGAAAACCUUACCUCCCAAAUUAGAGAUCAGGAAGCCAAGCUGUCUGAAACAAUUUCAGCUUCCAAUGCCUGGAAAAGUCAUUAUGAGAAAAUUGUAAUAGAGAAAACUGAAUUGGAAGUUCAGAUUGAAACAAUGCAAAAGCAAGUUACAAAUCUUUUGGAAGACCUGAAGAAAGUGGAAGACCUUGGAAAAAAUUCUUGUGAAGAAAUUCUUAGAAAACUUCACUCAAUUGAAUAUGAAAAUGAAACUCUGAAUCUUGAGAAUACAAAAUUAAAGACUACACUUGAGGCUUUGAAGGAUGAGGUGAUUUCUGUUGAAAAUGAACUUUUAGAAUUGCAAGAAGUAGAAAAACAACAGAAAACCCUUACUGAAGUAUAUAAAACUCAGAUACAAAAAUUACAAGAGGCAGCAGAAAUGGUGAAAACCAGAUGUGAAAAUUUGCUACAUGAAAAUAACCUAAUUACAAAAAACAAAAAUAAAAAAUUAGAGAAGGUUGAUGCAAAUCAUAAUCUUCUGAGAAAGCUUUCUCUGGAAGAGGAAAAUUAUCUUAUUCAGUUGAAGUGUGAAAACCUUAAACAAAAAUUAGAACAGAUGGAUGUGGAAAAUAAAGAGCUUGAAAAGAAGCUGGCAAACCAAGAAGAAUGUCUUAAGCAUAGCAAUCUUAAGUUUAAAGAGAAAUCUGCAGAAUAUACAGCAUUGGCCAGACAGCUGGAAGCUGCUUUAGAAGAAGGAAGACAAAAGGUUUCUGAAGAAAUAGAGAAAAUGUCAUCUAGAGAGAGGGCUUUACAGAUUAAAAUAUUAAAUCUGGAAACUGAGCUUAGAAAGAAAAAUGAAGAACAAAAUCAACUUGUUUGCAAAAUGAACAGUAGACUGGACUAUCUAAAUCCUCAAUUCCCAGCUUGCUUUUCAGCCAAAAGUUGUAUGAUUCUGACCAAUGAGAUGUAAGGGGAAGGUCACUGGUGCCACAUGGUCUCUUUCUGCUCCGGGAUCUGGAAGUGCUGUUGUCAUCACUGAGAGUGGCAGAGCUGAAGGCGAGAAGCAGCCUGGGUCCUUGAAGGUAUCCUUGACUACCAUACUAGCUGUAGACUGCCUACCCUGGGGCUUCUUGUGGCAUGAAAUAAAUAAGCCUCUUCUUAAUUAAAUCACCUUUCUCUGGGGUUUCUGUUACUCUUAGCCAUAUGCAUUACUAAUUGGCUUAGGGAAAAAAUUAAUUUGGCAAUAAACAUGACAGUGGUCUUUGCAGUCCAGAUUGUGGUAGCCAGUCUUUAUGGUGGCCCAUAACAAUUCCCAUCUCCUUCACACCCUCGUGUAGUUGCCUCCCACACUGUCCUGGGCUUGGUUUGUGUGACCCAUAAGCUGUGGCUUCUAACGCCCUGUGACAUAGUAAAAAUUAGAUAAAAACAUUUAACAGUAACUCUAAAGAAACUUAUAUUGAUUGUCUCUUUUAUGGAUUGUCACAUUUUUUUUUAAUGUGACAUGUUUUCUGGUCAAUUAUAAUAUAUACCCUAUAUUAGAAUGAGAAAAUUUCAAACAUUUUAAAAAUAAAUUUCUGAAAACCGCUUAUAUAAUAGUAUAUACCAGGUUCUUUUCUGUGCUCAUUAACUUCAUUAGCUCACUUUUUUUCUCCAAAUGACUUUUUGAGAUAUUAUUUCAUCCACUUGGCAUUUGGAGAAACUAAAGCAGAGAGGUUAAAAGUCCCACCCAAAGCUACACACCUAGGAGGUAGAAGAGCUGGGAUGUGAGCCUAAUUAGGCUGCUUCCAGCACUGGUAAUCCUCUCACCACCUGCAAUUCUACUAACCAAAGAAAACCAGCCUCGUUUCUAUAGGUAUGUGUAUACGUUGUUCAUAACAAGUCAGCUCCUGCUUUCAUCCACAGUUUCUUAGGUAUCAUUGUUCCUCUGAAUUUCGGGCAUAUCUGAAAAUGCUGAAUGUUAGCUGUGUUCUGCUGUGUAGCCAGCUCUAUCCAUCAGUGUCCACCAACAGAGCCAAAGUAGUACUCAAAAGCAGUUAUGAAUAUAUUGAAAGGAUUGAAGGACCAAAAAAGGGAAGGUGUGUUUACCUAAAGAGUAGCUGCUGUCUUGGGCACUACCAUGCCCAAGACAGGAGGAGCAGAAAGGCAGUUGCUCUUGUCCAGACCCCACAGAAUGUGUGCUCCCAAGGCUGCCAGAACCCAACUGCUGCCGAUUUAUAGGAAGCAGGGAGUUCUGCAGCAUUGCAAAUGUCACUAGGCAGACUUUAUUAUGACCUACAGUUCGGCAACACCGUGUGAGCCAUCAGGGUUCUGUUUCAAUCACAGUUCCUGAGAGGCUCACUUUAAAACAACUGUAUCGACCAUCCUAUACUUCCUUGGCUAUGUCCUUAGGACAGAACCUUUUCCAAGGUUCUUGGCUUGGAUGGAAAGAAAAUGAUUUUUAAAAUAAAUUUUUAAAAAUUCCUACCAAUGUUACAUGAGUCCAGGAAUCCUAUUGUCCAAACCAUGCUGCCUGCUGAGGGCUCAGCCUUGCCUGCUGCUGCCAUGUCUGUAGGAGCUACCUCCAGAAGGGCAGUUCUCCUCGUUCCCAGGUUCUGCCAGUGUCUUCCAUGGGCAGAUUCCCUCUGCGAGACAGCUGGAAAGGGAGUAUAGAAAAGACUGGAGUGUGCAGACUUCCAGCUCCCAUCCAUGGGGGAGAAAUGGAAGGGUAGAAAAGGAGUUGAAGGCUACUAGUCUUAAAAACAUUGACCUUCACCUUGGCAUGUUUUCCUUUCCUUAACACAUUUUUGUAUUGUUAAAUAUUCUACAAUUAAUGGCUGCAUCAUAUUCUCUGUUAAUUAUUACUGCUCUGGUUAAGUUUAUUUGUUGUCUUCCUUAGCCUUAAUUUUCCUCACUUUCUUUGAAAUCUUAGUUUCAAAAAAAAAGCUUAUUUUGUGUUUCUACCUUCCUCUCCUUUAGGUCUCCUAGUCUAUCAGUAUUUUGGUUGCCUCUACCAUCUCUAGCAAGGCAGGGUCUUAGUUGAUGGCUCAAGCUUCUGUCCCUUGGGAGGUGGAGAUAGAUUCAGUCAUUGGGCUGGUGAAAGAUAACACUGUCCUUGCUUCCAGCUUUCGUAAAUACCCCUGGCUGUGUCAUCCCACACAAGGCCAACCCUGGGCUGCCUGAGGCCUCAGCUACUGCAUAUUGCUGCAGGUUAUUUAUUACCUGCUUUUGAAUAUGACUCUGACUUUUCUUUAUAUAAAAACACCUAUCAUUGCUAUGCUUACAGUAGUGGGAGGAAUGUAAAGCAUGAACGCUUAGUAUCAUAGUAAUGACAAAUCUGUCUUAAUACAUUGAGUUGAUUUGCUUAGUUUUUUUUUUUUUAAGGUAAAUAAUCAUAUUACCCAAGCAUAACGAGAACUGGAACCACCAUUUAAUCGGUACUUAAUACAUGGUGGAUAUACUCUGCUGGGUGCUUUAUCUACGUGUUAGGACUUGGAAAUGGGCAAAAUUUUCAGUAGAGUGCUUAAGGUAGGGUGCUGGGCAUGUCCAGGAGACCCUCAGAUUAUCCCAUUGCAGAGAUGUGCACCUCUAAUUGACUCUUUGACUAGGUUAUUUUACAACUCUCCAAAGGUAGCUGUCAAAUUGUAAAAAAAAAAAAAAAAAAACAGCAAA
Messenger RNA from Mustela lutreola (European mink), 4785 nucleotides. It is a transcript of the gene ODF2L, whose product is annotated as outer dense fiber of sperm tails 2 like. The record is from RefSeq and is a predicted model, not a curated record. The transcript has 17 exons. The coding region runs from base 296 to 2107 and encodes 603 amino acids. Gene Ontology annotation, cellular component: ciliary basal body; centrosome. Gene Ontology annotation, biological process: negative regulation of cilium assembly. Lineage: Eukaryota; Metazoa; Chordata; Mammalia; Carnivora; Mustelidae.